This is a messenger RNA of Rotaria sp. Silwood1, 390 nucleotides long. The record is from the annotation of a GenBank genome assembly. Lineage: Eukaryota; Metazoa; Rotifera; Eurotatoria; Philodinida; Philodinidae.
AUGCAAAUGAUGCGAAAGCUUGCACCAACUGGAAUUGCUGCUGCUGCUGACAUAGGUGGAAUGACAAUUCAUUCAUUUUUGGAUGAACACCAUAAUUCUGGAAAGCCACGAACUAUAAAACCAGGUGGUUCAAAACUCGAAAAAGAAUGGAGGCUUGUCGAAUAUCUAUUAAUCGAUGAAAUGAAUAUGGCGGGUAUAAAUUUACUGGCAAAACUCAACCGAAUCAUUUGUUCUGCACAACAUGUCAAUCUGCAAGUUCCAUUCGGUGGUGUAAAUGUUAUUUUCUUCGGUGAUUAUUCACAAUAUCUACCUGUGUAUGAUGCACCAUUACAUACCGAUUUUUCAUUGCAGUCGAAAAAAAGAUCAGGUAAACAGCCCAAUGAAAAAUAA